This is a messenger RNA of Vitis riparia (riverbank grape), 5018 nucleotides long. Its product is annotated as cleavage and polyadenylation specificity factor subunit 1. NCBI's taxonomy places the organism in Eukaryota, Viridiplantae, Streptophyta, Magnoliopsida, Vitales, Vitaceae. The transcript has 27 exons. Gene Ontology annotation, cellular component: nucleus. The record is from RefSeq and is a predicted model, not a curated record. The coding region runs from base 160 to 4488 and encodes 1442 amino acids. Gene Ontology annotation, molecular function: protein binding; nucleic acid binding.
CGCUUCCUCUUCUGUCAUAACAGUGACAAAGCCCUAUCCCGCCAAAUACCACUCCAAAGUGAGGGUUUAAGCCCCCAUUGCAACCCUCCCAAAAGCCCUAGUUUCCUCUACGACGUAGUCUCCCUAUCCUUCUCUCUGCAAAACCUUAGACAUCCGACCAUGAGUUACGCCGCCUACAAGAUGAUGCACUGGCCCACCGGAAUCGAGAACUGCGCCUCCGGCUUCGUCACCCACAGCCGCGCCGAUUUCGCGCCCCAAAUCGCACCAAUUCAAACCGAUGAUCUCGAGUCGGAGUGGCCCGCCAAGCGCCAAAUCGGACCCCUUCCCAACCUCAUUGUCACCGCAGCCAACAUUCUUGAGGUGUACAUGGUUAGGGUUCAAGAAGAAGACAGCAGAGAAUCCAGAGCCUCCGCUGAAACCAAGCGUGGCGGUGUUAUGGCCGGAAUUUCUGGCGCUGCCCUUGAACUCGUCUGUCAGUACAGGUUGCAUGGUAAUGUUGAAACAAUGACGGUAUUGCCUUCAGGAGGUGGUGAUAAUAGCAGGAGAAGAGAUUCAAUUAUUUUAGCUUUUCAAGAUGCUAAAAUUUCAGUUCUAGAGUUUGAUGAUUCAAUCCAUGGGCUUCGUACAAGCUCUAUGCACUGUUUUGAGGGUCCGGAGUGGUUUCAUUUGAAAAGAGGUCAUGAAUCUUUUGCAAGAGGUCCAUUGGUAAAAGUUGAUCCUCAGGGCAGGUGUUCAGGCGUUCUUGUUUAUGGUUUGCAAAUGAUAAUACUUAAGGCUUCUCAGGCUGGUUAUGGUUUGGUUGGGGAUGAGGAGGCUUUGAGUUCUGGAAGUGCAGUUUCUGCUCGUGUUGAAUCAUCGUACGUAAUCAGUCUAAGAGAUUUGGACAUGAAACAUGUAAAAGACUUCACAUUUGUACAUGGUUAUAUUGAGCCUGUGAUGGUAAUUCUUCAUGAGAGGGAGCUUACUUGGGCUGGGCGUGUCUCAUGGAAGCAUCAUACUUGCAUGAUUUCUGCGCUUAGUAUUAGUACAACUUUGAAGCAGCAUCCUCUCAUAUGGUCUGCUGUUAAUCUCCCACAUGAUGCUUACAAGCUUCUUCCAGUGCCUUCUCCAAUUGGUGGAGUUGUUGUAAUUAGUGCAAAUUCUAUUCAUUACCAUAGCCAGUCAGCAUCAUGUGCAUUGGCUUUGAACAACUAUGCUGUCUCUGCAGAUAACAGCCAGGAGAUGCCCAGGUCAAGUUUUAGUGUGGAGCUUGAUGCUGCCAAUGCAACUUGGUUAUCAAAUGAUGUGGCUAUGCUGUCAACAAAAACAGGGGAGCUACUUUUGCUGACACUGGUUUAUGAUGGACGGGUUGUUCACAGACUUGAUCUUUCAAAGUCUAGGGCAUCAGUGCUUACUUCGGGAAUUGCUGCUAUUGGAAACUCAUUAUUUUUUCUAGGCAGUCGGUUGGGAGAUAGUUUGCUUGUGCAAUUUACUUCCAUACUGUCUUCUAGUGUGAAGGAAGAGGUUGGAGAUAUUGAAGGUGAUGUGCCUUCAGCAAAGCGAUUGCGCAAGUCCUCUUCUGAUGCUUUGCAAGAUAUGGUCAAUGGUGAGGAGCUAUCGUUGUAUGGUUCGGCUCCAAAUAGCACAGAAACAUCACAGAAGACAUUUUCAUUUUCAGUGAGGGAUUCAUUCAUCAAUGUUGGUCCGCUGAAAGACUUUGCCUAUGGUCUUCGAAUUAAUGCUGACCCAAAAGCAACUGGCAUUGCUAAACAAAGUAAUUAUGAACUGGUGUGUUGUUCUGGUCAUGGAAAGAAUGGUGCUCUCUGCAUUCUGCAGCAAUCAAUUCGUCCAGAAAUGAUCACUGAGGUUGAACUACCUGGUUGCAAAGGAAUUUGGACAGUUUAUCACAAGAACACACGUGGUCAUAAUGCUGAUUCUACCAAGAUGGCUACUAAGGACGAUGAGUAUCAUGCAUACUUGAUUAUAAGUCUGGAAUCUCGAACGAUGGUACUAGAAACAGCUGAUCUUCUUGGUGAAGUUACUGAAAGUGUUGACUAUUAUGUGCAAGGAUGUACCAUUUCAGCAGGCAAUUUGUUUGGAAGACGUCGAGUUGUCCAGGUCUAUGCUCGGGGUGCUCGAAUUCUAGAUGGUGCUUUCAUGACCCAAGAUCUUCCAAUUUCCGAGAGUUCUACAGUAUUAUCGGUCUCUAUAGCUGAUCCAUAUGUAUUGCUGAGAAUGUCUGAUGGAAAUAUUCAACUUCUUGUUGGAGAUCCUUCUACCUGCACUGUAUCUAUAAAUAUCCCAGCUGUAUUUGAAAGCUCAAAGAAAUCAAUAUCUGCCUGUACAUUGUAUCAUGAUAAGGGACCUGAACCAUGGCUACGGAAGACAAGUACUGAUGCAUGGCUUUCUACUGGCAUUGGUGAGGCCAUUGAUGGGGCUGAUGGUGCAGCACAUGAUCAGGGCGAUAUAUACUGUGUUGUUAGUUAUGAAAGUGGUGACCUUGAAAUAUUUGAUGUGCCUAAUUUCAAUUGUGUUUUCUCUGUGGAUAAAUUUAUGUCUGGGAAUGCCCACCUUGUUGAUACUCUUAUCCUGGAACCAUCUGAAGAUACUCAGAAAGUUAUGAGCAAAAAUUCUGAAGAAGAGGCUGGCCAAGGCAGGAAAGAAAAUGCCCAUAACAUAAAGGUCGUUGAAUUGGCCAUGCAAAGAUGGUCAGGACAGCAUAGUCGCCCUUUUCUUUUUGGAAUAUUGACCGAUGGGACAAUUCUUUGCUACCAUGCUUACCUAUAUGAAGGUCCAGAAAACACUCCUAAAACGGAGGAAGCCGUUUCUGCACAAAAUUCCCUCAGCAUAAGCAAUGUAAGUGCCUCUCGACUAAGAAAUUUGAGAUUUGUCCGUGUCCCCUUGGACACAUACACAAGGGAGGAGACAUUAUCUGGAACCACAAGCCCAAGAAUGACCGUUUUCAAGAACAUUGGUGGUUGUCAAGGGUUAUUCCUCUCUGGUUCAAGACCUCUUUGGUUCAUGGUUUUCAGGGAACGAAUCCGUGUUCAUCCACAGCUAUGUGAUGGAUCUAUUGUUGCCUUCACUGUUCUUCACAACAUCAAUUGCAAUCAUGGGCUUAUUUAUGUCACCUCACAGGGUUUCUUGAAAAUAUGCCAACUACCCGCUGUAUCAAGCUAUGACAACUACUGGCCAGUGCAAAAGAUUCCAUUGAAGGGCACUCCACAUCAGGUCACUUACUUUGCGGAGAAGAAUUUAUAUCCUCUUAUAGUUUCAGUUCCUGUCCUUAAGCCACUGAAUCAUGUUCUUUCAUCUCUUGUUGAUCAAGAAGCUGGCCAUCAGCUUGAGAAUGAUAAUUUGAGCUCUGAUGAACUGCACCGGAGUUAUUCUGUAGAUGAAUUUGAGGUCCGAGUUCUAGAACCAGAAAAGUCUGGUGCUCCUUGGCAAACUAGGGCUACAAUCCCAAUGCAAAGUUCUGAAAAUGCACUAACUGUGCGAGUCGUUACAUUGUUUAAUACUACCACAAAAGAAAAUGAAACACUUUUGGCCAUUGGGACUGCUUACGUACAAGGGGAGGAUGUUGCUGCAAGGGGACGGGUGCUUUUGUUUUCUGUUGGAAAAAAUACUGAUAACAGUCAAAAUCUGGUUUCUGAGAUCUACUCUAAGGAGCUGAAAGGUGCCAUAUCUGCCUUAGCCUCACUUCAAGGUCAUUUGUUGAUAGCUUCUGGACCUAAAAUUAUCUUACACAAGUGGACUGGUACAGAGUUGAAUGGUGUUGCAUUUUUCGAUGCUCCACCUUUAUAUGUUGUGAGCCUCAACAUUGUUAAGAAUUUUAUCCUCCUAGGUGACAUUCACAGAAGCAUUUACUUUCUUAGUUGGAAGGAACAGGGAGCUCAACUUAACUUAUUAGCGAAAGAUUUUGGCUCGCUUGAUUGUUUUGCAACUGAGUUUUUGAUUGAUGGAAGUACACUCAGUCUCAUUGUUUCAGAUGAUCAAAAAAACAUUCAGAUAUUCUAUUAUGCACCAAAGAUGUCAGAAAGUUGGAAAGGACAGAAGCUUCUUUCAAGAGCUGAGUUUCAUGUUGGUGCCCAUGUGACUAAGUUCUUGCGUUUACAGAUGCUUCCUGCCUCAUCUGAUAGAACAAGUGCUACUCAAGGAUCUGAUAAAACCAAUCGGUUUGCUUUAUUGUUUGGUACACUGGAUGGUAGCAUUGGUUGUAUUGCACCUCUUGAUGAACUCACUUUUCGUAGGCUUCAAUCACUACAGAAAAAGCUUGUUGAUGCUGUUCCCCAUGUUGCUGGACUCAACCCAAGAUCUUUCCACCAGUUCCGCUCAAAUGGCAAGGCUCAUCGACCUGGCCCUGACAACAUAGUUGACUGUGAGCUGCUCUGCCAUUAUGAGAUGCUCCCAUUUGAGGAACAGCUUGAGAUUGCUCAACAGAUUGGAACAACUCGCAUGCAAAUCCUAUCAAAUCUGAAUGACCUCUCACUGGGCACUAGUUUCUUGUGAGUGCUGCUGGUCUUAAUGCAGCUAACAGAAAUUAGAAAUAGCCUGAUCUAUGAGCUGCUAAAUUUUGGUGAGCCGAAACUCAAGAUGGAAGACUGAAUCUGUGUAACCAAGAACAGUUCACUUCCCUACAGUGUUAGAAUUCAAAAGCUGUCUGAUAAUCACGAUGAAUGUCUCUGGCAUCUGUAACAUUAGUCUGCUUUCAACUGUACCAGCUCCUGCAAGCAAAUUCAAACCAUUAGCAACAAUAACACCCAGAGCCGGAAUAUGGAAUGCACAGUUGGAAGCUAACAUGAAGUAAAACCAACUUUGGCUUGCAGAAAACACCUGAAACAUUCUGUAAAUGUAACAUAGAUUUAUAAGGAAAUAAACCAUUAUGCUUAGUUCCUUGUGUAUUUGUAUUUUGAUUGUAUUCUUAGAUGGGGUCAUUUAGAGAUUAGUUUCAUCUCCUUGCUAAUGAUGAUACCAAGAGUGUAUAAUGCUUUUACUAAUCUCUGGAAAUUUCAGCCUCUGCUCUUUCUCUGUUCUUCUUA